Talaromyces proteolyticus is the source of this 2538-nucleotide messenger RNA. Its product is annotated as N-acetylglucosaminyl transferase component Gpi1. The coding region runs from base 257 to 2389 and encodes 710 amino acids. Gene Ontology annotation, biological process: GPI anchor biosynthetic process. NCBI's taxonomy places the organism in Eukaryota, Fungi, Ascomycota, Eurotiomycetes, Eurotiales, Trichocomaceae. Gene Ontology annotation, cellular component: endoplasmic reticulum; membrane. The record is from RefSeq and is a predicted model, not a curated record. The transcript is spliced from 5 exons.
CUCGCCAUAUUUGCGUGGGACCACGGCGUCGUGACCCGCACGGCGAAGGGGUUCUUGCUCCUGUCCGUGUUUUUCUUCGUGUUGAUUGUGCCACUGAAUUAUCUUGCGUCGAGCGAGAUUGGGUUGCAUCCGAGAGUCGUGCAGCAGGGAAUUUCGGCGAGGGAGGAGUUGCGUCGGAGGGGUUCGUUCUGAAAUAAACCACUCUCUGUGACCGACUAUUUAGGAGAGGAGGAGAACAGAAGAGGGGCUAUGCAAUAUGAUAAUCGGGGAUGGACUCUUGCGUGUGUUCUGGCCGAAUGAUUUACCGCGCUCGUCCGAACCAGGCGUUAUUGUGGGCUGGCGUAAUUCGGAUUACGAUCUUUUCGUCAUAACCGUGCUGGAACAUGUCGAGUAUAAAAACGUCGAAAAUGCUUUGCGAACUAACAUCUUGUUCCGCAACUGCCCACAUCCAAUGGCGCAGCUGUUCAUGCUAUGCGGAAAGUCCGCGAUGCAUGUUUUGGGCACUACAAACCCGCCGCAGUCGCCGGCUACGUUCAAUGCAGGUCACUUAUCAGUAGUUACGAGUCCGUCGUUUAAGAUUCCACGCAUAUUCUGUCCACCGGAAGCAAAUGUUUCGGUGCAAGUCAUCAUGUUUAAUCGUCCGCAUCCAACACGCAUGCAAUACAUGUCAUUAAACCCGAUUUCGUUGGCUCUGGCUGAUAAGCAGGCUAGUGAUAAGAAAGAUGGUUCGCUUGCGGGGACAGACACGGGUGAAGAAAUCGAAAAAGCACGGUCUAAAAAACUGAUUGAAAAACUGAAAUGGCAUACAGUGGUUCGACACGUCCCUUCUCAAAAAGAACUUGCUCUCCCGACGAUUCUGAACCAAGUGAAUUGUGCCUUUGAAGUGGGACAACUCAUUGAAAAGAACAGCAAGCUGAUUGGCACUCGUCCGAAACGAAGCAUGAGUGUGAGCGAGCGUGUCGUUGAGUCUGCGACAACACUGUGGGAUUUCUUUGUUUUAGGGUUUGCCCACGUCUUCUGGCAGUGGCUGUGGCCGGUUGUGACGAAAUGUUUUGUACUUGGCUUGGUUUGCCAUCGGGCUAUUGCCGAGAUAGUGCUGCGUAUUCUUGAAUGGCGGGCUCGUCCUGAUGCAGCUGCCUUGAAGGAUAUAUCGGCUAGUGCGCAGCAGGUGGACAUCCGAUUACAGCAGUUUUGUUACUGGCCAAUGCAGUAUGUCAAGCUUCGGCAGAGGAAAGAUAACUGGGAGAGUGUGACAACCAGCCAUCCAGAUUAUAUCCGCUUUUACAAUUCCCUGUGGCUGGUUGCGAACGACGUGAUCAUCGGUAUUGCUUUGGGAUCGUAUAUCAUCGAUAAUGCACAGUGGGUGGCUGGCCAGAUAGACUAUAUCAUCACAGACUGGACUGUUGAGGGGCUACAAAGAACAAUCUCCUGGCUCAUGGGCUGGCCAGCUGGGUUGAAGUUGAACAAUGAGCUGGCUGCUUUCCUGGGUGAUCUGUUUCUUUGGGUCAUCGAGCACUGGGCAGCAUGCAUUGCCAAUCUGCAACCCUAUCUUCCACAUUUGAUCUAUAUCAUAGGAUGCUCGAGUUUUGCCGGCGCAAGCAUGCCGAUAGCCUUAUUCUCCGAUCUCCUCUCCAUCGUAACCAUCCACAUUUACUCAUUCUACAUCGCAUCAGCCCGCAUAUUCAGCUGGCAGUUGAGCAUCAUAAUGUCACUUUUCCACCUCUUCCGUGGUAAGAAGCGGAAUGUUCUGCGUAAUCGAAUCGACUCUUGCGACUAUGACCUCGAUCAGCUUUUGCUGGGGACGAUACUUUUCACUGUUCUUUUCUUCUUACUGCCGACGGUCAUUGUAUUCUAUCUUGCGUUUGCGUCGGCGCGCAUGUUGAUUAUCUCGCUCAAGGCGGCCUUAGACACUUGUCUUGCGUUUUUGAACCACUUCCCUCUUUUCGCCUUGAUGCUGCGUAUCAAAGACUCGCGACGCUUGCCAGGCGGUAUCCAUUUCGAGCUGCGCGAGGAAACCAUCAAACCAUCAAAAGAGAACUCAGAAACCAAUUCAAUAUCCUACAUUUACCUAGAUUCAAUCCCGCUCUCCCUCCGCGCGAUGUUUGACCAAUACUUCCAACUCGGCCAUCGCCUGCGCAAACACUAUCUCUCACCCAGCGUUAUCCUAUGCCUCGUCUCCGGCCGCUUUGUGCCACCGAUCCAUCGGCGGAAUCUGUAUAGCAUGCAGUACAGCAUGCUGCCGGCGUAUCGCGCCGGUAUGCUGGAAGUCUGGGCGCGGUUGAUGGAGGUCAAGAGUAGUUAUUCGGGGAAUAUGGCGGGUAAUGGGUCAUUGAAUGGGGGGAUUAAAGUGCCGCCAGGGUUUGUGGGUAGUCGGCGGAAUUAUAGAUGAGCGUAGAUAUCUAGGCAGUGGUUAUAUAUAUUUAUAUUUAAUACAUGUAUUAAUGAGAGAUGGAUUCAAGAUGAGAUGAAUGUAGAACUUUCAUUGUUGUCAAAGUUGAUAUGUUCAAUGUUCAAUAUCAAUUGAUGCUGAUAUCAUGC